UAAUGAACUUAACAAAAUGUUGCAUACAUUCUAAAAGUUUCUCACACUGUUUAGGUUUACACACUCAGCAGAGAUGAAUUAGAAACUGUUCCAUAUUCAAGAUUAUAGGUGGAGCUACUAUAUGACACCUUGUCAAGUGAGUAAAAGACUGCAGCAAAUGUAAAAUGAAACAGAUGAACAGGAAGAUUUUCAAACAACACUUCUAUUCAGAAGCUGAAAUUAACAAUCAGACCUGAUACUAACGCACAGUCAUGGCAUCCUGCAGUGGUCCAUUAAAUGAGGAGCUCCAGUGCUCCAUCUGUCUGGAUGUGUUCACUGAUCAAGUCACCACUCCAUGUGGACACAACUACUGCAGAACCUGCCUGAACAAGUGCUGGACAAACACACUGACCUGGUGCUGUCCAACCUGUAAAGAAACAUUCAGCAGAAGACCUGACCUUGAGAUUAACAAAACCAAUGGCACCGUAAUAGAGGGAGAUGUUAGGAUGAGUCAAAGGGCCCUGUUCAGAGAGGGGGACACCGGAAAGCAACCUCUACUGAGGGGGACAGACCAACCCCCGCUUCCACUUCCCCGAAAGCGAAUUCUACAGAGGUCCCAAGUCAAUAUUUUACUCAGGGGGCCCAGAAACAAUAACAGUGCCCCUGAACACAACGCUGAGAGUUUAGCGCAACACUUGAAGGAGAAUCUCAAUCAAGGAAGAUCUGAGGUGUUCUGUGACAUCUGUGAUGAAAGAAAGCAGAAAGCUGUGAAGUCCUGCCUGACGUGUCAAAGCUCUUACUGUGAGACUCACCUGGAGCCUCAUCACAGAGUCUCACGUCUAAAGAAACACAAACUGAUCAACGCUGUGGAAAAUCUGGAGGAUUAUAUAUGCCAGAAACACCAGAGACCUCUGGAUCUGUUCUGCAGAGAUGAUCAGACGUGUGUGUGUCUGUCCUGCACUGAAGGAGACCACAGGACUCACAACACUGUUCCUAUAGAGGAGGAGAGUCAGGAAAAGAAGCUGGUUCAGACACAGACAGAUGUGCAGGAGAUGAUCCAGAACAGAAUGGAGAAGAUUCAAGAGAUCCAGCACUCAGUAGAGCUGAGAAAGAGAAACACACAGAAAGAGAAAUCAGCCAGUGUUGAGCUCUUCACUGACCUGAUCAGCUCCUUUGAGAGAUGUCAGUCUGAGCUGCUGAAGAUGAUGGAGGAACAGCAGAAAGCAUCAGAGAAACAGGCUGAAGAUCUCAUUAAAGAGCUGCAGCAGGAAAUCACUGAUCUGAAGAAGAGAAACACUGAGCUGGAGCAGCUCUCACACACUGAUGAUCAUCUGCGCCUCCUACAGAUUUUCUCUUCCCUAUACAGCCAUCCACACAAGAACUGGACUGAGAUCAGUAUUGACUCUGAUGUGAAUGUACUCCCUAUGAAUAGAGCUCUGACUCUAGUGAAGAAAACUCAUGAGACACUAAAGAAAAAACUCAGUCACACUGCGUUGAAGUGUGUACUGAAGUUUUCAGUGGAUGUGACUCUGGAUCCUGUUACAGCGAAUUCAUAUCUCAUCCUGUCUGAUGAUGGAAAACAUGUCAGUCAUGGAGAUAUUGAGCAGGAUGCCCUGGAAAACCCAAAGAGAUUUGAUGUCAGUUUGUGUGUUCUGGCAAAGGAGGGAUUCAGUUCAGGCAGAUUUUACUAUGAGGUGCAGGUGAAGGGAAAAACUCAGUGGAAUUUAGGAGUGGCCAGAGAAUCCAUUAACAGGAAGAGGGAGAUCACACUGACCCCUGAGGAUGGAUUCUGGGUUGUGAUUGUGAAGAAUGAGAAUCACUAUAUAGUUUUUGAUAAUCCAGUGGUCAUGUUCUCUCUGAGAGUGAAACCUGAGAUUGUGGGAGUGUUUGUGGAUUAUGAGGAGGGUCUGGUCUCUUUUUAUGAUGCACAGCACAGAUCUCAUAUCUACUCUUUCACUAGUCAGACUUUCACUGACAAACUCUAUCCAUACUUUAAUCCAGGCCUUAAUGAUGAAGGUAAAAACUCAAAACCACUGAUCAUCACACCUGUCAAAAUAAAAAGAAUCAACACCUCUAGAAUAUGAAAAAUGAAUUCUAAAAGAUUAUCUAUAUGAUGAUUUAUGUUGCCUUAAAAAACAAUUAUUUAUAGAAUUGUUAUUUUUUAAAAAUGAAUUAUUUUAUUGAUUAUAGCUAUUUUUUGUUUUUGUUUUCUUGCUAUCACAAAUUAAUUUUCUCAUGAUCUUGAUAUAACAAAAGUUGUUAUAUAAAUAUAUAUAUAUGUGUGUGUGUGUGUGUGUGUGUGUGUGUGUGUGU
Messenger RNA from Onychostoma macrolepis, 2292 nucleotides. RefSeq names its product nuclear factor 7, brain-like. Lineage: Eukaryota; Metazoa; Chordata; Actinopteri; Cypriniformes; Cyprinidae. The transcript has 7 exons. The record is from RefSeq and is a predicted model, not a curated record. The coding region runs from base 252 to 2063 and encodes 603 amino acids. Gene Ontology annotation, molecular function: zinc ion binding; protein binding.